AUGGCAUCGCCCCAAUCAACCCCAAGCGAGAAUGUCCAGCUUACGACGGUCCCGCUAAUAAUCAACGGCCAGGACGUCUAUACCCCUGAAGGAUUCGAUAUUGUUUCCCCCGGCACAGGCGAGAGAGUUUGGACCUGCUGCAGUGUCACCCGCAGGGCUACUGACAACGCCGUCGCCGCAGCCUCUCGAGCCUUCGCCACUUGGUCAGCCACCAAGCCUGCCUUCCGUCGAGCCAUCUUCCUGCGUGCCGCCGCCAUUCUCGAGCAACGUGCAACAGAAGGUCAGGAGUAUAUGGCAGAGGAGACGGGAGCCACGCAGCCCUUCCUGUUGGUCAACACGGAUAGCGCCACGGAGCUCCUGCGAGAUCUGGCCGGGCGCAUCAACCGGGCCCUAAGUGGCCAGGUUCCGGUCUGCGAGGAGCAGGACACGCACGCACUGGUCCUCCGCGAGCCAUACGGGGUGGUACUGGGAAUAGCGCCGUGGAACGCUCCCUUCAUUCUCGGUAUCCGAGCUGUCGCCUAUGCUCUGGCGGCUGGAAACACCUGCGUGCUGAAAGGUAGUGAAUUCUCACCACGGUGCUUUUGGCUUAUCGGAUCCAUUUUCCGUGAAGCUGGUUUGCCUGAUGGAUGUCUGAACGUCAUCUACCAUCGCCCCGAGGCUGCGGCGGAGAUCACUACCGCGCUAAUCGAACAUUCAGCCGUGCGAAAAGUAAACUUCACUGGCAGUACCGCCGUGGGCCGCAUUAUUUCCGCAAUGGCGGGCAGGAAUCUGAAGCCUGUGCUGAUGGAGCUGGGUGGCAAGUCCAGUGCAAUUGUCUGCGAAGAUGCUGACUUGGACCUGGCGGCGCAAGAGUGCGCAGUCGGGGCAUUUCUUCACUCCGGACAGAUCUGCAUGUCUACAGAACGGAUCCUCGUCUACCACACAGUGAUGCACCGGUUCACAGAGUCCCUAAAAGCUGCUAUAUCCACCUUCUUCGGCCCAGAAGGCAUGCCGCAGACAGUGGUUCAGCAGACUGCUGUGGCCAGAAACCGUCAUCUGAUUGAAGACGCCGUGUCCAAAGGCGCGACAAUCAUAUACGGCAAUCAUACUGAUGAUAAAGUCAGUACCCUCUCGCCUUUUCAGCUGCAUCCGACGGUGGUCCAGGCAGUGGCCCCGAAUAUGGACCUGUAUCAGAUGGAGAGCUUCGGCCCCACAGUCAGCCUGAUUGCAGUGGAGAGUGACGAGCAGGCAAUUGCCAUCAGCAAUGAUACUGAGUAUGGGCUGAGCGGAGCAGUGUUUACUCGGAAUCUGGCAAAAGGAUUAACACUGGCGAAGCGGAUCCAAACGGGGGCGGUGCAUAUCAACAGCAUGAGCGUGCAUGACGAGGCUGGACUUCCCCACGGUGGGUUUAAGGGCAGCGGAUGGGGUCGGUUUAAUGCCGAUGCGGGUCUUGAAGAGUUUCUACAGAUAAAAACGAUCACAUUCAAGCAGUAG
Aspergillus chevalieri is the source of this 1473-nucleotide messenger RNA. RefSeq names its product aldehyde dehydrogenase. NCBI's taxonomy places the organism in Eukaryota, Fungi, Ascomycota, Eurotiomycetes, Eurotiales, Aspergillaceae. The transcript is spliced from 3 exons. The record is from RefSeq and is a predicted model, not a curated record. Bases 1 to 1473 code for a protein of 490 amino acids. Gene Ontology annotation, molecular function: succinate-semialdehyde dehydrogenase (NAD+) activity.